This is a messenger RNA of Notolabrus celidotus (New Zealand spotty), 8849 nucleotides long. RefSeq names its product paired box 5 (gene pax5). Gene Ontology annotation, molecular function: DNA-binding transcription factor activity, RNA polymerase II-specific; RNA polymerase II cis-regulatory region sequence-specific DNA binding. NCBI's taxonomy places the organism in Eukaryota, Metazoa, Chordata, Actinopteri, Labriformes, Labridae. Bases 1 to 1275 code for a protein of 424 amino acids. Gene Ontology annotation, biological process: regulation of transcription by RNA polymerase II; anatomical structure development. The record is from RefSeq and is a predicted model, not a curated record. The transcript is spliced from 11 exons.
AUGGAUCAGGGGCCCAAGAGUCCUGCGUUGCGGCUGGGGAGAGCAGGACAUGGUGGCGUGAACCAGCUCGGAGGUGUGUUUGUAAACGGCAGGCCCCUCCCAGAUGUUGUGCGACAGCGAAUAGUAGAACUCGCCCACCAAGGGGUUCGGCCCUGCGACAUCUCACGGCAGCUGCGAGUCAGCCAUGGAUGUGUCAGCAAGAUACUGGGCAGGUACUAUGAAACGGGCAGUAUCCGCCCCGGGGUAAUCGGGGGAUCCAAACCAAAGGUUGCUACUCCCAAAGUGGUCGACAAGAUCGCCGAUUACAAACGCCAAAACCCCACCAUGUUUGCCUGGGAGAUCCGGGACAGGCUCCUCGCCGAGAGAGUGUGUGACAACGACAGCGUCCCCAGUGUCAGCUCCAUCAACAGGAUCAUUCGGACAAAGGUUCAGCAGCCGGGCCAAACGGGCUCAGUGUCGGCUCACAACUUAGCGACGUCGGUGGCUGCCACACAAGUUUCAGCCGUGACCAGUGACUCGGCCGGUUCGUCAUACUCCAUCAGCGGCAUUCUGGGUAUCAGCUCGGCUGCUGACGUGGGCAAGAGGAAGAGGGACGACGGUUUGCAGGAGUCGCCACUGGCCAACGGGCAUGGCCACAGUGGGCGGGACUUCCUCAGGAAGCAGAUGAGAGGGGAACUGUUCUCGCCGCAGCAGAUCGAGGUAUUGGACCGUCUGUUUGACAGACAGCCAUCCUGUCCAAUCCAAUCCAGCUCUGACCUCUAUGUGAGCCCUGACUCUGGCAAGACGUCAGACUACUCAGCCAUGGCCUCACUAGCUGGUGGACUGGAUGAGAUGAAGAACAGUUUGGCCAAUCCUGGUUCAGGGGCAGAGUUAGGAGCUAGCGUGUCCGGUCCACAGUCCUAUUCACUUGUUCCAGGUCGAGACCUAGCCAGCACCACUCUGCCAGGCUACCCUCCACAUGUUCCCCCCACUGGACAGGGCAGCUACUCCACCCCCUCCCUCACUGGCAUGGUACCUGGGGGAGAUUUUUCCGGAAGUCCUUAUUCCCAUCCCCAGUAUUCCACGUACAACGAAUCGUGGAGAUUUCCUAACCCCAGUUUAUUAGUGUUUCAGCAGGAUUAUGGGUCUCUCCUGGGAACGGAAAUCGGCUGCUCCUCCAGUCUCUUCACCAGCCAGGCAGGACAGAUGCAAGGGUCACCGUACUACUAUGGUGCAACAUCACGGGGGGCAGGCCCUGCUGCCACUGCAACAGCCUCUGCCUAUGACCGCCACUGACCACUCCUACUGAGAGAAGAAGGGGAGGAUGAGGAGAAGGAGACAAGGGAGGAAGGGAGGGAUGGAUAGCACCAGCAACACUUAGUACAAACCUGCCUACGUAAGAGCAAAAAUGAGGAUGAAGAUUUCAUUUGUUUUGAAGUCUGUUAAGUUUGUAUUUUCUUUGUAUGACGCUUACACCAACACUGACAGAUUGUUUGGGUGUUACAUAUAUGCUAGGAAAUGAGCAUGGAAGUGACAAAUGAGAAAUAGAAUCAGGAGGUUGAAGUGAGUAAAUGUGGACGCUCUCAUCAUACAACAAGGCAUGGCAUCUCUAACUUGUACCAAUCAUUUACAAAUCCAAAAAAUCAUCAGUGGUGGCUGAAACUGUAUUGUGAUCUUCUGGGUAAUAUGUCGUUUUCUGUCAUUUAUGAUGCAAUUAUUUAAGCUGAUUUGAAGAAAAUCUCUUUUAAAUAGUCUCUUAAUGUCCCUGCAUAAAUCAAGGUUAUAUGCCAUGCUAAGGUGAAGUAAAGACAAUCCAAUUUCAAACUUUAAAUGACCAAAAUCAACCAUUACAUAAUCAUUUUAGUCUUCUUAUUCAACAACUUUUCCCUGAGAUCACAAUGCUUUACAUAAAGGAUAACCUUUACACCUUUUAUAAACAUUAUUUUAUUCCUUUUUAAUGGCAGUGUUCAGUUUCACAACAACCCUGCUAAGCCUCCUCUAAAUGUCUAUAGGCCUGUCAAGCUUUCUGUUCUCUCUCUUCACCACAGUGAUUACUGUGGCAGAUUUACAAUCAAAAAAUGUAAGAUGCUUGAAACAGUUUUUUCUUAAUUUCAAAAGAAAAAAGACAGCUUUUCACAACUAGAACAAACUAUAAUGCUGACUGAAGUGAUAUGCGCCCCUCCGGGUAAUGAUAUCACUUUCAGUUAGCAGGCAAGUUCGGCUUACCCGGCUUAGAUACUUGUUUACAUUAUCAAAGGGCCUGUUUGCAUUUGCACUGUUAAAAAAGAAGAGGAGAAUUAUGACUCACCUUAAGUGUUAGGGCCUAUGUCCACUUACAGCAUUUUUUGAGCUGGCAGGUUUUUUUUAUACAAAACCAUGAAAACUCAGCAUUUUUAGUAAUUAGCAUCCGUAGCACAAAAACACCCACAGUGCCAGCUGUUUUUUUUUUUUUUUGCUGUGCUCACAGCGCUCUCAGAUGAAAUUGUUUUAAUUUUUGGGACACUGCCAUGCUCGUCAGUGUCACUUCUUUGUCACUACCAAUCAAAAUCAACUUUGGCAGAGGUACAUUCAGAGGAGAAACUAACCACACUGGAUUUUUUGUUCGAGGGGCAAGUUCAGUUCUAGGGCUGCUGCUAAUGCUGAGACACAUUGUAUUUGCAUUUACUUUGUACAGCUCUAAAAUCCCAUUGAAUAAGAGCAAAUAUAAAGCAUAUUGAACAAUUAAAUACUGACUUAACAGUCAAUACUAAGGGAACGGCCAACUUUGUUACCUAGCAACAGUUAAGCCUGGUUUAUACUUCUGCCGUAGUCACACAGUGGUGGCCUCUGAAUCAGUCAGAGGCAGGCAGAGGACGUGGAAUACUGCGGCGUCACCAGAAACAUUGUAAAUGCAGAAACUACAAUGCUACCCAGUGGACCAAUCACAGUGCUUGCAGUCUGCGUUGUUUCAAUGUGUAGUUACAUCGGCUGAAAUUCUUUCGAGAUUAGCAUGACUUUUGUGGACAUGCUAACAUUUGCAGUUGACCUUUAGUUGAAUAAGCUGCAUACACUAAGAACAUGCGCUGCUACAUUGAGGUUUAACCACAACAUUCCUUCACAUUAUUCCCAUACAUUGGGUUUAUAGUACCCUAAUCUCUUAAUUAUAGAAUCUGUAGCCUGUUGCCUACUUGAUACUUGAGACUUGACAGUGAGUGAUGGGCACACCAUUAUCUUAAAGACAGCUGCAGAGUAAAUCUAGCCCUUUUUUCAAUCUUUACCAGUUUUGCUCUUCUGAUUUUAAGAAGACUGAAAGAUAAGUCUGGCUCUCUAAUUUUUUUGACCAUAGAGCAUUAUUCUUACUAGAGCUCCAUGAAGGAAAAGCUUGGCAGGCUUUACGUGCAUAUGGCUGUUGGGCUGUUUUUGUAGGAGGUUUUUAGCAAACAGAAAAUUUCAGUGGUUAAAUUCAAAUCCCAAUAUAUCUUCCUAAUUAAUGAAACUGUUUCCUAAUACCCACCUUUGCAUAAUGAGUGGUUUGAAAGACAAUGACUGAUAAGACAUGCCUUUCGGUGAAGCACAGCCUUCAAUCUGAGCCCCCUGCUGUAAGAUGAAGUGUCCAUGUUCACAUUAGACCAAAAUCAAACCCAACAGGUGACACAGAGUGUUUUCUGUACAUGAAGGUGCUAUCCUCCCUUCCGAGCCAAGAUCAAGUCCUGAUCAAGAGCUAUUUAUAGUGGAGGAGACAGAGUAAUAUAUUAAGAAGCUUUUCUGCGCUGCACUCUGGUGUGAGAGUGAAUGCCUGUAAUGAUUUAUAAUAUGUGUCACGCUGUUGUGCUAGAGUAGUGAUGAUGAUGACGAUGCAGUGAAAAAUGAAAUCUUAAAAACUGUCAAUAUGAAAAGACGUCUUUGUUUAUGAAUAUGACCUGACUGCGAUUUUUUCCUAUUUAUAGUUUGUUGCCUUGUAUCAGUCGACACAGGUGCCAUUGAAUAAGACGCCAUUUUUACCUGCUUCCUGUUAUAAAAAAAAGACAAAUCAGGAAACAGUGGCACCCUCUCUUUUCUCACUCUCUCUCACUCUCUUUCUAUUUCUCUCUUUAAACUCCCCAAAGAUGGGCCCCCCUAGUGGAUCGGCUAACUUACUACAAAAGCACAAAGAGACUCAAUCAUCAUUUAAAGGCGCCAUUUUACUUUUUUGACUCCUUUUCAGAGCCAUUAAGAACGUUAUUUCCUUCUUCCUCUCCCCCUUUGAGUGCUUGUCCUUGUGCUGUUUGACAUCCUGAAACAAUUUCUACAAAAGCAUUGCUUUUGUGAAAGCAAAACAAGUCAAACUGUAUUAUUUUUUCUGUUUGUUCCCUGCAUUUGUUCUGCGCUGUGACAAUGUAUGACACCAGGGUCGAGGCCUUACCCAUCAUGUACAGACAGCGUAGGAUAGAUUUGCCCUUGAACACUGAUCUGCCAUCAGUGUGUUAUCCCUCUCAAAUGGUUUCUGGGGCCCACAGUGUUGAUCAUGUGAGGGGGCAAUAUCUUCCUACACUGUACAUAGCUUCCUGUCUCACUUCUGUCCAUACAAGAUUUGUACAAUAAUCAGUGAACGAGAAGAGAAUUCACUUGUUGAUAGAAAUUUUAAUUACUAAAUUUAGAAUUUAGUGAUGAAGCUUUCUUUACAAUAAAAAGACUAAGAGGUUUGUGGUGUUAUUUUAGCCAUUGUCUGCAAGUGUGUACACAUCUUAUGUUUCUUUGUUUGGUUUGGGUACGUGUGGCUGACUGUAGCGCAUCAUUGCUACUGUGUAGUUCUACCAGAAAACAGAUUGGAGGCACCAAAUCUGCAGCGUGAGACAUAAAAUAUAAUUCUAUAGACAUAAAUCUAUGAACACUGAACAGAGCUGUUAGUUUUCCAAUCUUUGUUGUUUCUUGGUUUUGAAGUAUAGUGAUAAAGUGUCUCCUAUUACAUCUGUAGGCUUAAAAAGUUGUGUGCACACAACUCUAAAGAAGAUUCUUCUGACGGCUUGCCUGCUGUGCUGCCAGCGUGCGCCGCAGCAGGAGCCUUUCCUUAUUUCUGUCUUUCUCUCUUGAUCUUUCUGAGGCAUUAUUGAACCUGAACCACACCAGCUGAAAACAAGGACAGUGCCUUUAGUUUUAUAUGUCAACACCCCCGACUGACCACGUAACAUUAAAAGGAAUUUAGCGUCCCUUCUUGCAACUCUAUAAAUAAAGCUCUGCCUAUCAUGCGUGCACAGGGUUGUAGGUUAUAUAAAGCCUUUCACAAAUACCCAGCAUUGAGUAAUAUUAUUGCCAACUUUAGAUUGUUGUUUAUUCACUGUUCUAACAGUAAUAUUGCAGAUCUGAUAACAGGAUCUAUAGCCUUGAUCCAGUAAACUGUACUCACAGAACACGUCUUUCAUUGGUAUUUCUCAGCACCCUGACAUGUUAGUCACAGAUUCAGUCUUAAAAUUUUGAAAGCCAUCUGAUUGAAUAUCAUCUUAGUCAUGCAUGAACCAAGCCAGCUAAAAUAUAACAGAAAACUAACAUAUAUUCCAAGAGAGGUGUAUCAUUACAUCUGAUUUAAGCCGUGAUUAAUCUAACAUGGACUCUAAAGCUCUAUCAGUGUUAUCUCAGUUGUAAAUGUUAGAAUAAUUGCAGUACCACUUCCAGCCAUAAGUGGCAACACUGAGCACUUCACUCAGAGAGAGUCCUGCCUACAAAAGUAACAACACAAAAAGACAAAACCUCUCUCAGAUGAAGUAUAAAAAUGUAAGAACUAGUUUCUCUAUUGUCUUCAAAUUUUGUGCCAACAUUCAUGGUUCCCAGAGGAUACGUCUCAAAGACGUUUCUUCGACAACAGUUCAAACUCUUGAUCUGUCCUGUGAAUAGAUCCCUCAACAGGCUUUAAAUGGGAAGAUGUAAAAUGUGCAGCAAAAAUUCAUGGAUCCAAGAAGAUGUGCCCUUUUGACUCAAGUAAUCCUCUGACUUUUUCUCUAGUGCUACCAGGAGUUUAUAAUGUAGUUUAAGAUGAAAAGGCUCACCAUUUUAUUGUUUGAUUGCAAUGGACAUUUAUUUUACACUUUUAUGUCCUAUCAGGAUGAGUUUCAAUCACAUGAUGACUUUACAAAUCCUCUCAUACCCUCUUCAGGUCAAAAUUGCAAAAGUAAAAUGUUCAACCCUAUAUCUGCGAUAAACAACAGUGUGGGAGAAAUACUAUUUUUAGAAAGUAAGCAUUCAGCUCAAUCAGAAAGCUGCUAGCUUUGAGGCAAUUUGUUCAUACUCAGUCGUCUGAUCCAUUCUUUUCAGCUUUAAUAACCCUUGAAAGGUUUCCUAACAUCCCCCCGACCUUUUUUUGGGGGGGACAUUCUACUGUAAUUCAUUUUUCAAGUUGAUCUCUGACUGAAAUGUUGAAGGUCUGCGAGAUAUCAAUGCAGAAACAUGAUACAGCUCUGGAUCAGGGCAAAAAAGCACCAACGGUUCAACAAGGCGUGAGUACUAAAAACAGGUUACAACAAGUAUACUAAAAAGGCCAAAUGAACAGCAGAGUUGAGUAGGCUCUCCAUUAUAAUUGCUUUUGAUUCAACCAGAGCACCCUAUAAAUGUAUUAGACUGUUUUGUACUAACACACUGAUCUGAGCAUGAAGAAAUAGUGAUUGAAAAACGUUCUCCUUGUGAAAAUGAAUCCAGCUGUCCCUCCAGUGUCAGCUCACAAGAGCAUCGACACCAAACUGCCCAUUCUCUGGUGUAGCCAAGAAUCCAAUGAUACAUUAACAGGAUUAUUUGUUAACUGUGCAUCUCAUAGUGACACAGCUUGCCUUGCCAUUGCUUUGACCUAAUUGGUUCACAUGUGGAGAGGAUGAGUUCCCAUUGGCCCACAGUUUGUUUCGAUUGGCGUCUGUGACAUUGACAGCAGCGAUGAGGGGGGACUGUCAUUGUGUGUGGUACUGUAGAAAGCACAGAGGCCACACACACACACACACACACACACACACACACACACACACACACACACACACACACACACACACACAAAUAUAAGUACAGACAUACACCCUCUCCCUCCCUUUGUCCUUUGCAGAGUGUCGAUCGCCCCCCCACCCCCCUCAUGCCCCUGUGUUCCCCAGGGGAGGCCAAACCUGCUGUGCCAUCAGAAGCUCACACAGUCUUUCUUCUCCCCCUCCCUCGGCCCUAAUCUCAUCAUAUCUCAAGCUCUCGUCUCCCCCCCUCUCCCCUCUUCUCCCGCCUGUAGAACUGCCACACCACCAGGAUUAGUAAUAUUAAAACUAUUCUGUUGAUUUCAGGCCUGUGACCUUCCUCAAAAAGUCCUCCCUCGUUCUUCAGACAGCCUUAUUAAUCCUUUUUUCCUCUCCUUUUCUUACUUUUCUCUCUGACUAUUCAGACGUGAUGCUCACUGUCCUGUCAGAAAUCCUGCAUAGGAAUGAAGCAGGGAGUAAAUGUGCCAAAGCGAGGUCAUUUCAAUGGCAAUAUUGCUGCCGGUAUCUUUAUUUGGGGAGGAAUAUCCUGUAAGAUUGCAUCUCUUUUCAUGCUUCCUCUUCCUGUUACUUUAGAGCAGUUAUAAGUGCAGGAAACUAGUUUCAGAUCAGACAAAGACAUUUCAGUUUACUGUCCAUAAAAAUACAAUCGCAUCCUGAAUUUUUUAUAUCCCAUCUCCGAAUCAGAUAGGAAACUGGAAGAAAUGCAAAUGAGUUCUUUCUUUAUUAUGAUUUCUCAGCAAGCGUGCAGCGCCUGACUGUAUCUCAAUAUGAAUCCAUGAAGAUGGCUACUGCCUCAAAGAAACCUGGGGGGAUUUCAGCAUCACAUCUUGACAGCAAUUAGUGGCACAAUCUGUUUCAUGCUUGCUGAUAUAACUAGGCUCUGGACAGAUCUCAUACUGAAGUGAUACAAUGUUCUGUACAUCUUAAUAUUAUUCAACUGUGGAAGAGGAGACGUACACAGGACUCAGUCUAACAAAAAUCAGCUGUGCUUUUUUUAAGCAGAUGUUUCAAUCAUAAGAAAUAAAAAGAUGACAUGAUUUUUCACCUUACUGUGGCCUUUCGUGUAACAAUCUGAAGUUUUUUUGUGUCCAUGGCUUCCUAUCUGGGGUGUUAAAGAGAUAUUUAUAUCUGUAAUGUUUUGGUACACAAGAAGAACAAACAAAAGACGGGAAGAAAUGCAUCAGAAUGCAAAGACGAAUUAGGUUUUAAGGAUUCAGCUUCUUCAAAAUCAAAUGCGACAAAAAGAAAACAUAUCUGUAACAUUCACCAAAGCCUGUGAUGCCUGUUUUAAAUGAUAGAUUCUUGUACAAAAAAUAACGUAUAAAAUAGCAGAAAAGACUUACAGAUACAAACACAAAAUGAAGAUAAGAAAUGCCUUCAAAUAUUCUGGAAGGGAGGAAUUUUAAAAAAAGUAAAAGAAAAGCUUCUUUAAGAAAAUGUGUAUGUUUUUUAUUCAAUUUUCUAGUAGUUGCAAACAAAACUUGGUGUUUUUUCUCUUUGUGUGUUGUGUGUUGUCUUAAUAUUUGAAUGUAUUUUACUGCAGUGCGAAUUUGCCAAAGAUAUCAUAUCACUUGAUUUCCCUCUCUUUUACUUUUUUUUGUUCUUGAAUUGUUACCAAUUCUGUUAAGAAAACUGGAAAUAAAUAGUGAAUUUGAUGUUAUGAUUAUUAUUCAUAUGUUUUAUUGUUAAUAAUAUUGUUAUCUUAUUUCCUGGGUUCAUGUGAAAUAUUAAAUUGCGGUUUGCUUGAUGCAUCUCCUCAUACUCAGUAUGUGUACCUGUUCAUCCGUCCACCUGAGUGACUGUUGUUGGUGAAUUUAUUCCAUUUAUGUACCUGUAAUGUGAAGCUAAGAAGUAAUUAUUUGUAAAUAUUUGCCAUAAUUUUAUUGGUCCUUCAGAAUAAAAAAUAAUUUUUUGGAA